This is a messenger RNA of Acanthosepion pharaonis, 495 nucleotides long. Lineage: Eukaryota; Metazoa; Mollusca; Cephalopoda; Sepiida; Sepiidae. The record is from the annotation of a GenBank genome assembly.
AUGUAUCUAUCUAUCUAUCUAUCUAUCUAUCUGGUUCAUCCACCUAUGUAUCGAGUUCAUCUGUCAAUCAACCUGGUUCUUCGUUAUAUCUAUCUAUCUAUCUAUCUAUCUAUCUAUCUAUCUAGCUAUCUAGCUAUCUAUCUAUCUAUGUAUCUGAUCCAUUUCUCUAUAUAUCAACCUAAUUCAUCUAUCUAUCUAUCUAUCUAUCUAUCUAUCUAUCUAUCUAUCUAUCUAUCUAUCUAUCUGGCUCAUCUAUCUAUGUAUCUGAUCCAUUUCUCUAUAUAUCAACCUAAUUCAUCUAUCUAUCUAUCUAUCUAUCUAUCUAUCUAUCUAUCUGGUUCAUCCACCUAUGUAUCGAGUUCAUCUGUCAAUCAACCUGGUUCUUCGUUAUAUCUAUCUAUCUAUCUAUCUAUCUAUCUAUCUAUCUAUCUAUCUAUCUAUCUAUCUGGCUCAUCUAUCUAUGAUUCUGAUCCAUUUCUCUAUAUAUCAACCUAA